Molecule: messenger RNA, 13709 nt
Organism: Phasianus colchicus (ring-necked pheasant)
Lineage: Eukaryota; Metazoa; Chordata; Aves; Galliformes; Phasianidae
Gene: CDK13
Product: cyclin dependent kinase 13
Biological process (GO): positive regulation of transcription elongation by RNA polymerase II; protein phosphorylation
Cellular component (GO): cyclin/CDK positive transcription elongation factor complex; nucleus
Molecular function (GO): cyclin binding; RNA polymerase II CTD heptapeptide repeat kinase activity; ATP binding
Source: RefSeq, a predicted model, not a curated record
GCGCGGUGCCGCGUCUCCAUGGCGCCCUGAAGGCGGCGGCGGCGGCGGCGGAGUCCCUAGGCCGCGUCCUCGUCCUCGGCCGCGAGUGAUCUCGAUGCCGAGCACCUCGGAGGCGGCGGCCGGCGGGAGCGGGGGAAGCCGGGGCUGGGGGAGCGGCGGCGGCGGCGGCGCGGCGGCGGAGGCGGCCGCCGACAAGAAGCGGCUGCAUCACCGGAGACGGAAGCGCUUCGCGGCCCAGCCGCAGCCUCCCCCCCCGCCGCCGGCCCCGCACCCGCUGCUCUUCCCGCUCCUGCAGCCGCCCCUCCUGCAGCCCCCGCUCCUGCAGCCGCCGCUGCCGCCGCAGUCCCUGCUCUUCCUGGCGGCCACCGGCGCCUCCUCCUGCUGCGGGGACGGGGGGGAGCGGAAGCGGCCGCGGGGCAAGCGGCGCUCGGGAUCCCGGCACAAACGGCGGCGGGGCCGCGGGGGAGGCGGCGGCAGCGGCGGCGGCGGGACCCAGGAGGCGGAGAAGCGGCGCGGUAGCGGGGGGCUGAGCACGCUGGUGGAGGAGUACGACGACGUGAGCUCCCAGUCCGAGGGGCUGGUGGGCGGCGGCGCGGCCGGCGGCGGAGCGGGCAGCGGCGCGGGGAGCCCGGCCUCGUCCCCGGGCGGCGGCGGUGGCGGCGGAGGCGGGAGUCAGCGGCAGCGGGGCGAGGCGGAGAGGAGCGGGCGAUCCCGUCGGGAGCACCGCAGCGGCAGCGGCCGCUCGAAGGAGCGGCACCGGGAGCACCGGCGGCGGGGGGAGGAGAAGGCGCAGCAGGAGGGGGCGGCGGCGGGCCGCGGGGGGAGCGAGGCCGCCUCGUCCUCCUCCAAGUCCCGCAGCCGCCACAACCACGCCGGGGGCCAGGACCGGGAGGGACUCAAGAGCGGCGGAGGCGGCGGCGGCGACGGCCGCAGGAAGGGCUCCCUCGCCUCGCCCGGUAGCGGCAGGAAAGAGCGGGAGAGUAAAGCGCACCGUAGCCGGACUAAAGCGGCCAAAGAGCCGCCGUCGGCUUACAAGGACCCGCCGAAGGCCUACCGCGACGACAAGCCCGAGCCCAAGGCUUACCGGCGGCAGCGCUCGUCCCCCAGCCCCGGCCGGGACGACAGCCCGCCGCUGCAUCGCUCCUCGCAGAGCCUGCGGAGCCGCAAGUCGCUGAGCCCCGCGGGCGGCCGCUCGCCCCUCAGCCCCUACAGCCGCCGCCGAUCCCCCAGCUACAGCCGGCACAGCUCCUACGAGCGCGGCGGAGAUGUGUCGCCCAGCCCCUACAGCAGCUGGCGGCGGUCGCGGAGCCCCUACAGCCCCGUUAUCCGGCGAUCAGCAAAAUCUCGAAGCAGAAGUCCGUAUUCAUCAAGGCACUCAAGAUCUCGUAGCAGACACAGGUUGUCUAGAUCGAGAAGUCGUCAUUCAAGUAUUUCUCCCAGUACAUUAACUCUGAAGAGUAGCCUGGCUGCUGAGCUGAACAAAAACAAAAAAGCAAGAGCAGCUGAGGCAGCUAAAGCCAGUGCAAAAGCUUCCAACACUUCAACACCAACGAAGGGAAACACUGACACUGCUGCAAGUGCACCUCAGUUGAACAAUGUAAAGGACCUGAAGAAAGUAAAAAUUGAGCAUACGCCUUCUCCUACGAGCAGCGUAAAUUUGAAGAAUGACAAGGCAAAAGCAAAGGUCUCGCUUCCAGAAACUAAAGGAGAAAAUAAUCUGAUAGCAGACAAAAGUACUAAACAGAAAGCUACAGCAGUAAAAGAGGACAAAGUAACUGUUGUAAAACAGCAACCGGUCACUGUAAAAGAGAAAACCAAACCGAGUACACCGAGCGUAGUAACAAAGGAGAAGGAGCGAAUUGUUGCACUACCAGCCUCCACACUGCCACCCUUGCCUUUGCCUCCCACGCUGCCUGAAGAUAAUGAAACUGAUAGUAGCUUGAGAGAGAAUAUUACAGUGAAGUCAGUUAAAGAAACAGAGAAGAAACUUCGCCAUCUGCUUGCAGACUUGCCACUUCCACCUGAGUUGCCUGGAGGAGCUGAGUUAGGCAAAAGUCCUGAAGAAAAGAAACCAACAGUUCAGUUACACAGCAAGAGGAGACCAAAAAUAUGUGGACCACGACAUGGUGAAACAAAAGAAAAAGAAAUAGACUGGGGAAAACGCUGUGUGGAUAAAUUUGAUAUCAUUGGUAUUAUUGGUGAAGGCACUUAUGGACAAGUUUACAAAGCCAGGGAUAAAGACACAGGAGAAUUGGUGGCACUAAAGAAAGUUCGAUUGGAUAAUGAAAAGGAAGGGUUUCCAAUUACAGCUAUUCGGGAGAUUAAAAUUCUUCGACAGCUUAAUCACCAAAGCAUUAUCAACAUGAAGGAAAUAGUGACAGAUAAGGAAGAUGCUUUGGAUUUCAAGAAGGACAAAGGUGCAUUUUAUCUGGUAUUUGAAUAUAUGGACCAUGAUUUGAUGGGACUGCUGGAAUCUGGUUUGGUUCAUUUUAAUGAAAAUCAUAUAAAAUCAUUUAUGAGACAGCUGAUGGAGGGUUUGGCCUACUGCCAUAAGAAGAACUUUUUGCACAGAGAUAUAAAAUGUUCAAAUAUUCUACUAAAUAAUAGAGGGCAGAUAAAGCUUGCAGAUUUUGGGCUUGCGCGGCUGUACAACUCGGAAGAAAGCCGACCAUAUACCAACAAAGUUAUUACAUUAUGGUAUCGGCCUCCUGAACUUCUGCUUGGAGAAGAAAGAUACACGCCAGCUAUCGAUGUCUGGAGCUGUGGCUGCAUCCUCGGUGAACUUUUUACAAAAAAGCCAAUAUUUCAAGCAAAUCAAGAACUUGCUCAGCUGGAACUUAUAAGCCGAAUUUGUGGGAGUCCUUGUCCAGCUGUAUGGCCUGAUGUUAUAAAAUUAGCUUAUUUCAACACAAUGAAACCAAAGAAGCAGUAUCGACGAAAACUGAGAGAAGAGUUUGCAUUCAUCCCACCAGCUGCAUUAGAUUUGUUUGAUUACAUGCUUGCUCUGGAUCCCAGCAAGCGCUGCACAGCUGAACAAGCUCUUCAGUGCGAGUUUCUGCGAGAUGUGGAACCAUCUAAAAUGCCUCCCCCAGACCUUCCUUUGUGGCAGGAUUGCCAUGAGCUGUGGAGUAAAAAACGCAGAAGACAGAAGCAAAUGGGCAUGACUGAUGAUGCAACAGCGACUAAAGUUCCUAGGAAGGAUCUGUCUCUAGGCAUGGAUGAGAGCAGAACCAACACCCCACAAGGCAUGCAAACUUCUUCCCAACUCAAAACUCAGGGCAACUCUAGUGUAGCACUUGCAAAAACAAGCACUGGACAGCAGUUAAACCAGAAUGAAGUGGCAAUCCUGCUAAACCUCCUACAGUCUAAAACGAGUGUUAGUUUGGCACAGUUUGCCCAAGUGUUGAAUAUUAAGGUAAACCCAGAGACUCAGCAGCAACUAAAUAAAAUAAAUCUUCCUGCUGGAAUUUUGUCAGCAGGUGAAAAACAGUCAGAACAGCAGCAGCCGCCGCCGCCUCCACCGCCACCACCGGAACAGGAGUCCCUAAAACAGCCGACCGUCACGCAGCCUCCUGUGCCACCUGCUCAGCUGAGUCAGCCCAAAGUGGAAACUGACGCUGCCCAGGCAGCUGUACAGAGUGCAUUUGCUGUUCUGUUGUCUCAGUUAAUAAAGGCUCAGCAAACAAAACAAAAAGAUUUGGUGUUGGAGGAGAAGGAAAACGGAUCAGGAAAUGAAAUGUCGUUACAACUCAGGCAGCCUCCAGAGCCCACCACUCCUGCAUCUCUCAGCCGGGACGACAUGGAAUCUCCAGCACCCGGUUACCCACAUCUGAUCAAGUCAUUAUAUACUCCUGCAGGUCAAGAGGACUUGGCUAGGCAGGCCGAGAUGAGGCUCCUGAACCGAACGCCGGAACAGGAACGCCCUCGGAUCCUGCCUCCAGACCAGCGUCCCCCAGAGCCCCCGGAGCCCCCGCCUCUCACUGACGAAGACCUUGAUUAUCGGACAGAGAACCAGCAUUUGCCUAUAAGUAACUCUUCAGGAACAGAUCCUCACGCAGGAGUGAAAGCGGCGCUUCUGCAGCUGCUCGCUCAGCAUCAAGCUCAGGCAACAACAGAGGAGCCCGUACAGACGAGUGUGGAUUACCAGGCUAGAGACUCCUACGUAGCAGGCCCAGACUACAAGGACAACUUUGGAUCGUCCACCUUCUCUUCUGCUCACUAUGGUGGUAGCGACGGCAUAGGAAGCGGGUCAUCGGGAGCGCUAGAACGAAGGAGCUUCCUCGGAAACACAGAUAUUCAGCCUUUGGAUAACUACAGUACUGCUUCAUCUCACUCGGGAGGUGCCCCUCCUCCGUCUGCCUUUUCAGAGUCCUUUCCCAGCUCAGUAACUGGUUACGGAGACAUUUACCUCAACACUGGCCCCAUGCUGUUCAGCGGAGAUAAAGACCAUAGGUUUGAAUACAGCCACGGCCCAAUCUCAGUCCUGGGGAACAGCAGGGACGCUUCUGUGGGGCCGGAGAGUACUCAUUCCUUGCCUACUAAGAUGCACAACUAUAGCUAUGGAAGUAACUUACAGGAAAACCCUGGUGGUGGCAUCAGCCACGUGCAUGGACAGACCUGGACAUCUCCUGCACAAGGACCUGGCUACUCCCAAGGCUAUAGGGGGCACAUUAGUACAUCUGCAGUGAGAGGGCGAGGCAGAGGAUUACCAUUUUGAGUAUCUGUUUUUCCUCAGGCACAUCGUUUUUAUCUGGAAAAACUUUUUUUUUUUCCUAGCUGCAGUUUAAAGCAGCAAUUCAACAGACUUGAAUAAUAUUAAUUCAACAGCUUUAUUUUUAUGUGGAAAAGGGUCUUGCAUACAGUAGGAAAAAUUAAAAAUGCUUAAAACUCAUGCUGUCUGAAAAAUAGAUGAAUUGAUUGUACAUGUUCACAAACUAGUUCUGAAUUUUUUUUUGUAUUUUGGCAGUUUUAAGUGGAUGCUAAAUUUAGGGACAUCAGCUUUUUAUGGCACUCUUUCAGAUCUUCUGAACUAUGCACAUUUGUGCUUUUUUUGUAAGUUUGGACCAACUUUUAUGUAAAAAAAAAAAAAGAAUUUUACAACAAUCAAAGCAGGGCACUGAUUUAUUUGGUAUUUUUCUUUUUACAGAACUACCUUUAGUCAAAGGUCACUGUCAGUCAUUGCACUGCUUUCAGUGUUAUUGUGGAAGGCGUACUUUGUGCUCAUUUCAGAUAAUAAAACACAACCUUUCUCUUGAUGCAAAAUUUUAUAAAUAUUUGGUCGAUGUUAAUUUUUUUUCUUUCCAAAAAAAAGAAAAAAAAAAAAAGAAAAGAAAAGAAAAAAAGAAUGGAUGUUCUGGUAAAAUGUUCUCUCCAUCUCCCGGGCUUGUUUAUAUAUAAACUGUUUUACUUGAAUGGUAAGUGCCUUAACACGUAAGCUUAAGGUCUGCAAAAGUUGGAAGUACUCUAUAAAUCAAUGCUAAAGUAAUACUGAAACCUAGAUAGUUAACAAGAAAAUCCGAUAAUAAUAGAAAACUCAAAUAGGUCAUGACUUCGUGUUGUUUACUUCAUGUGGACCAGUUAUUUAGACACCUAAUCUUAUCUUGAUCAAGUCAUAAUUUCCAAAUUGAACUUGGUAAGAAAAGUGAGAAGAGUGAAGAGCGCAGUUUUUCCUCAGCUCCUCUUUGGAGCUGUAGUAAUUGAUUUACUUCCUCUGCCAAAUAAACUGUGCUUUUUAUGUCCUUUCCAAGUGGUGAAAAAAUUUUUCCUCUUAAAUGUCAACAGCAGUAAUUACUGUAUGUGAAAAGCUGACGCUAUCUCCUUAUUAUGACAACUGCUGCAUUACGGGAAGUAAACAAAGGACAAAUGACCAGUAUUUAAAGCAGACGUUUUACGCUAGUUCUAAUUCUGUAAACUCUUGAUUGUGCCAACUAAUCGUCCUUGUAUCUGCUAUUCCACCCAGUAUUCUAGUGUCGGAAUCGAGUCUCUCUGAACAACAGAUAAAAUAACUGUAGUUAAAACUCGUAAUUAACCAAGAGCCACUCCUCAAUAAUCAUAACAUCGAGCAUGUUUUUUUUUCCUGUGAUGACAAGUGGUCCCUCUCCUGCAGAGAGGAGGUAUGGUUAUAUUUUGCAUGUACGUAAAAGAAUGUUUUUAAAGCCCAUAUUGGAAACAAUUUUCCAACUGAUUAUCCAGUUGACAAAUCGGUACCUUAUGUAACUGAGUGUUUAAUUAUUACUUUUUAAAAAGUAAAAUUUCUACUUACACUAUUUCAAAUGUAGUCUUGUCAGUGACUUUUUGGACUUUCAGAAUAGAAGCCAAAGUUGUCGAUGUUUUGUUUUAAUUUUAAAAAUCCUUGGUUCUUGUUGAUGGCCAAGUACCACGUUGCAGAGCACGGAGAAAGUCACUGUGCUGACUGUGUGGAUUGAGGAUCUGGCAGAUGGGAGAUGGAGAUGUCCCUGUAAGCCCGGCAGCUGCCUUCACUAGGCACAGAAGGGAAUCCUGCCCUCUGAGAACAAAAUCAGCCUGGUCAGUCAGGAACAAACGCUUGUGGCCGCGUGCUUUAGGAAAACCACAGCUUGACAGUGCACGAGGUAGGUUGGUUUCCUUGAGUAAGGACACCUCAGUAACAUUUUUCUGCUAGUUGAAUUUUAAAGGCUGAAAUCAGUAUUCUCAUUUAGGUACGGACAGCGUCAGCUGAGGCUUUUUUGUUUACUAAUGGAUAGAAAAAAAAAUUCCCAAGAGGUUCAGACAGUUGUUUGGUUGUUUUUUUGUUUUUUUUUUUUUGAGUUAAGCAAGACUUUUAAAGCUCUUAGGCCUUUGUUUUCACUGAAAAUGUGCAGCCUAGUGUUACUCUACUGCACUUCCAAUGUAAAUUGGAAAAAAACAUAAAAGCAGGCAAGUUCAAAUGGAAGGUAGAUUUCAAGGAGGACUACGUGGUUUGACUUUCAGUACAAAAAUGUAAGGCAGUUGCAGUGUCCCGCAUCCUUCCUGGAGGUAAAGAUUAGGUUACUUUAGUUCAUCUAAUGCAGAGCUGUCAGUCUGUAAGUGGAGGGCAGGCAGUGCAGCACCACCGCUGGCUGGCAUCGCUCUGCUGCCACGUCGUUCUGCUGAGAUGGAUUUUGGUCUUCAGAUGUAAAAGCAAAGCCAACACAAGUAGCUGUGGCUGUGAUGGAUACAAAGGAGAUGGAGUAGACAGCCGGCUUCCAGAUGGAUCUAAACCAAAUCUUGUACACUGUUGCAGAUGCGUAUUUCCCCAAAUUCAGUUUAAGGAUAACUAGCCUGUGACCGAAGAUGUUUGCUUGGGACAGCAGUGCUGGUGUAGCACGGGGGGAGGCAGUCAGCAUGGGGUGAUGGCUGAGCAAGAAGGCUGCUGCCUUCUUUGCAGCCCGGGGAUCUGCCUGGCUCCCCCUGCUCUGAGCCUGGUCUAGCAGUUUGCCAGGCCCGAGGGCUGCCCACCUUUGGCUGUGCUGGCCCUGUGUGUGAUUUCUCAACAUUUCUUUUCUGUACCAUAUUAAGAGGUGCUUACAUCCGUUGAGAAUUUGAACCUUUUGAACAAACUUCACUUAGCAGAGUGAGUCAGUGCUAGUGCAACAUGUGGCUUCGCGUGGCCGUUGCGUUGCUGCCGCAGUAGCAGGCGUUCUGAAAAGCCGUGUGAUUUUUUUCUGUGGAGCCAUGGCUUUGGUUAUACUUCCCACCUUCCUUUGGGGUUUACAUUUUCUGUGCUGCAAUUCCAAAGUGUGCUACAGAGACCUGGACACCACAUCGAAAAGUAAGUGUUGUGUGUUUGUGUUUCUAAAACAUAGCAAAGUACUGUAACCAUGGACCGUGGAGUAGCAAGUGUUCAUUAUUUAUACUGAGCGGUCGGUAGCCAUACCAAGAGGAGAAACGUGAGCACGACUGGACUGCUGUGGAUGUGACUUAAGAUGCUUAGAGUAUUAGAACACUUAAAAUCAGCCAAAGGAAAAGGAACUGACUUCUAUUGUGGAUUGCUAGCUGUUACCUGAAACGGAACGGUGUUCGGGAAGGGGUGUAAAAAUACAUGUCUUUAAAUGUUAAUAUAAUUCCCUGGGGAGGUGGGCGGAAAUUAAAUGGCAAAUUUCUGUAUUUUCUUAUGUUUCCACAAAACAGUCUUAUGUUGAAUUUUCCUCUUGCUGCGGCAGUGUGAAAGCAGAGGUGCCGAGUGCUGCAGUGUUGAGCUCUGCAGGGUUUGGAGCUCUGCCCUUCUGCUGGUCCCUGCUGCAGGCAGCUUCUGGUGUGGUGCAGUUGCACUGGGAUCUGUUUGGUCACAGUGAGAAUACAGGAUACCUCUCGUCCGUGUGCAAAUUGGAUCUCAGACCAUGAAUUCUGUUUCCGAGAGAGGAAAUCUCAUGUAUUUCUUGCAUUCUCUUAGUUAAUGAAACACACAAGCAUUUUACAUGCAGCAUUUCUCCAGUCUGUUGUUAGAGGAUUUGUAUAGGAGGAAAUUUGGCUGUUUCCCUUCUUGAUGGUUGUGGGAUGUUCUUCAUACAUGAGUGUGUUAAGAAGAUAAAGAAUCACAGAAAAAGUGAUAUGAAUUCUGUAUUUAAAAAAUGAAAUGACCUUGGGUUAAAGUCGAACUAACUUUUGCUUAUCAGGGUGAAGAAUACUUUAUUGCAGGAGUUAUUUCAAGACAACAUAAUUUAAAAUAAUCAAACUGUUAUGCUUCAGCUUGCUUACCCUUCGUUAUUUUAAGCCAUUUGUAUAUAAAUGUAUCGUGUGGCUUGUAAAUAAAACACAUGAAAACUUGAAGUCUCUCAUUGUUUUUCCUCUUCGGUUCUCAAAGGGAAUUUUAAGAGAGCUUUGGAUUAAUUACUUUUUCCAGAUCCGUGGGAAUAUGAUUUCUCAGUACGUGAAAAUGUCGUUAGUUCUUCAAACAAACAUUUACUUCUCCGCUGCCUUUUGAAGGAGAACUGCAGAUGCUCACUGCUGGAGCCGGGCUCCUGGGCAGCGCGUGGUUUGCAGUGGUGUUGCAAGCGUGGCCGCAUGCUGGGGUGCAAUUCAGAGGGUGAGUGGGAGGGUGCUGCAGCUUCAACAGUCUCCUACCUGAGCGUUUGUAGGGCAUUCAUUGCUAGUGCCAGCCAAGCAGAAACACGGUUGCUGUUCUCCCCCUCUCCAGCUCCAUAAAGAGGCUGGUGUGCACGCUAAAGAGUGGGGAUCAGAAAGAAAGGGAACAGGUAUUUUCAGGGUCUGGUGAUGCACUGUUGCUGCUGGGGCAGCGGUUGUGCUGUGAGUGCCUGCUUUGUUUUCCUGCUGUAUCAGCUUUUUCCCACAAAUGCUGUGUUUUCAUCCAAAGCCAAGCCUCUUGCUGUACCUUCCGCACCGUUAGCUGCAGGCUGAGCAGGAGGCUGCUGCCUUUCACCAGCAACUUGUUGAUAAAAGCCCCAUAGAGAGGGUGAAGGGGAAGUUGCAGGUCAGUGCUGGUCAUGCUGAUGUUAGGCUGACAGAACGUCUAGCAGUGGGCAAAAGGAUCUUCAUUUCUGACAGUAAAUAUAUUGGCAGCAGCUCUAAGAACAGCCUGGGCUGUUCUUCAGGCAGGCAGCUCGUUACACAAGUGGUGACCUGCAGACAGCAGAUCAGAUGGGUGCAUGACAUGGGCUGUGCAAAGGGCAACAGGAAUCAUCCCAGCUGGAUCUGUGUGAGUCAACCUUCUAAAAUCUGCAGCAAAUGAGAGAGGAGGGGCAGAAAUGGCUGCAGUACCACAGCCUGCAUCAACACGCAAGGACCGCAUCUGCAAAGUCAGUGGCAAAAAACAGGAGAAAAAGUAUUCCAUCUUGCAGCCCGUGCUAUUAAAUGAGAUGAAACACGAUUCGGCCGCUUCUAUUUGUAAGGCAUCCAGCAGAAGGGAUUACAUCCACCAGCUCCCCAUUGCAUGGGGAAGUCAGAGCUCCCAGCAGCUGCAGCAAACAAGCGGAGAGAGAAUUUGGUUUGACAAACAAGAGCUGCUUCCUUUUCCCAGCUGACUGCAAUUACCUCCAUGGUGCUGGAGGGCUCUCCUUUGAGCCCCCUGCGUGUUGUGUCUGCUUAGUUCAGCCUCUUUUUAUUGCCCGCAGAAGGAGCUUGCCAUCAGUGUGAUUUAACUUGGAAAGAAAUUUUGAGUCUACUGCAAUUUUUCACUUUCUUCAGGUAUAACAGCACCUUGUUAAUAAGCAAUACUCUGAUCACUUUUCACAGCUCGGUUUCAAUUCUGCAGAAACAGUUCCUCCGAGGGCACUUGGGAUGUGCUGCUGCUGUGGGGAAUCCUCAUGGUAUGAUGAAUGGGUCUCUCGCACGGCCUCUUUCAAAGAGGAUGUGCUAAAACUUCUUCAACACUAGGGAAUACGGUGUGGGGGAGAUGUAAAAGGGCUGUUGUUGCUUUUGUUUGUUUUUCUCCAGCUUUGUGCAAAUUUGGGGUGUCAGCUCCCCCAUGAGAAUUCCCUUGCUGUCCCCCCCAUGCAUGUUGGGUUUUUGAGCUCCCUGCACUUGCAGCCCUGCCAGGGUGGGCACAAUGCAAUGGGUGGAACCUCUCCCUCAUCCUAUCCCUCACAGCUGAAUUUAAUGGCUUGUGCUAAAGUUUGUAAUGGUUGUUGGUUUUCUCCUCUCCAAAGAGCGGUGGCAGGGAGAUGCCCCUUAUGCUGGUAAGUUUCUGGAGAUAGGAAUUCAUGCACCUGUCCUCUGGGCUUCUUCUCUAAAUUAAGAAUAAUAAGGCCUAAGCCAAAAAAAAAAAAAACCCUUUCAAUAAAUGACCAUAAAUUGAGCCAUCAGAAUGGCCCAGCCCCGUGGCAAAGUUUCCUGCUGCAUUGCAUCUGUUCUCCAAAGUCCUUUCUCUUCUCCCAGGUAAUCCAGUAGCUGUGUUGGUGAUCUAAAAAUACUGACAGGCAUUUUUUUUUCCCCUUGGUCUUGUUUCAAAUUGUUUGAUGUAGCAGAUUAUGGAGAAGAAAGUGUAUGAAGGGGUCUUAGAGCUGCAUGGCAAACUCUUGCCUUGGACCUGCAUCCCUGCUGGGAGCCCCAUGGAGCCAGGAGGGAGGAGGGAGCUGGCCAGGCUCUGUGCUGUGCAGGGCAACGUCUGCCAGAGCAGAGCAGGGAACGUGCUUAAUGCUGGAACCUCAGAGCAUCUUCCAGUGAAAUGCAAGGGAAGUGCAUUCAUCCACACGUGUAAGGCCAAAAGUUGCCCUGAAAAAAUCAAGACCAUCUUUUCUAUUCGUCUUUUUUUACAGUGACCCACUUUAGUCUCUACAAGACGAAGCACAUGGCUGGCACUUCAUCCAACAAGAAUCUCUCGUAUACCUUUUUUCUCCCCUUCUUGCCAGUCUGAGCCCUGACUUGCUGUAGAAGUCCUCCUUGUAGGGAGUGGAGGCAGAUCUGGUAAAUGAAAAAUCACUACAUGAGAAACUGGUACAAACCAAGCGCGGCGGUUCCCCUACACAUAAGGGCUCCUUCAGAGGUGGAGCCCAGGUGUCCUUGGGGUGGUGGCAGCUACAGGAGUUACUUGUUUGGGAAUCUGGGCUAUGGGACUUGUCUGAGGUCACACUGAGUGUCUGCAGCUGAUGAAGAGUGGGAUUGGGUUGUCCCAUGGUUCUGCCUGGGUUACAACACAUUGCACAAUGGUGAGCAAAGGGAUGUUCCAGUUUGUGUAGCACCAGUGUCUUUCUCUGCACUUAAGCUCCGAGGUGAGAUAACACGGAGGUCCUCUUCCUUGCAGAGCCAAAGGAAGCUCUGAAUUUCUGGAGGAGAUUCUUGUCCAGAAACAUCACUAUUCCCAUGCAUUAAUAAUAGAUAAUAAUGUAAAAAGCAAAGAUUGUUGCGUAACAACUUAAAAUCCAGUAUCACUGACGUCGCCAUAUUCAUCUUUUUUUUUUUUUCCUUCUGGAGAAAACAAUAAUUUUGUUGUCUUCCCCAGUGUUCCUUGGCUGCCCCUGUGCCAAUGGAGGUGGGCUGCUUGCAGGGCCAGCGCUGCGGGGAGGUGGGGCUGCUGCCUCUGCUGCCCUGCACCACUGCUUGGUGUUCAUAGCUUGUGACUUCCCCAUUAAGCAAGCUGUUGCAAUGAGCUGCAGUGAGCUGUCAGACUGUCUGCCUUCCAUCCUGCUACUGAAGAACAAUUGUAAAAAUGUAUUUAUUAAUUGGUGACUACUGUUCAUCGCUGGGGGAAAAAUCAGGCUAAGAAGUACAGCAGACGUGGGAAGUGAACAGAAAACUAUUACUGGUGUAUAGGAGAAGGGGGUAGCAAAUACUAAUUAAAAACUGAUCCGCAGGUGGUCUGGUGGCUCCACACCAGGAAGGUAUCACUGUAAGCCUGGCAGGCUUUGUUAGGAGCUGCGAAUGCUUUUCUCCACACCUUGUUUCUCGUUACAGAUUGCAGAUCCUGCUGUGUGACUUCCCCACGAGCACAUGCAGUUACACAGGAUAGUGAAAGAAGACGUGCACGAAGCAGUAAGAAUUUUUAUUUGCACACUGCAGUUGCAAUUACAACAUUGCCUUUUGGGCACAAUGACAAAAAAAAAAAAAAAUCCCAUAGAAUUCUGCAGACCUGGUCUGUCAUAAACACAAGUCUAUUUCAGCUUAUACCGUGAGAUAAACCAGAGAUGGCUUUCUCUUUCAGCUGAUCUCAUGGCAGACUCUUCAUUUAUUUUUUUUUUUUUUUCCUUCUAAACCAGCUUUAACCAUGGGGAUGUCAGUGACCUCCUUCUGCUUUUAUUGCCACACCUGUUAUUUGUUGUAGAUUACAAACAUCGCUCCCUUGCAGCCUCUCAACUCUUCUGUUUCAUACAAUUCAUUUAAGUAUGGAUUCUUGUACAAUAUGGGAUUUAUAGGAAAAGAAUUCUGAGGAGCCAUAUCGUGUCACAGUAUGCAGUCAGUAGGCCUGUAAGUAAAUCUUUUUUCAAUUAUUUUUCUUUCUUAAAGCAAUGUUUAUUUAAAAACAUUUGCUGCUCUUUCUGAAACAAUAUGAAUGAAAAAGAGAUGUUUGAGAAAAUGUCAGCAUUUCAAAGAAGCCUUGAUUUUCACCAAACGAUUUUGGUGAAACUGGUAUGACUGCCUAGAACGUGUGUUCCUUUUGGAUUUGCCUUGGGAGAGGAGCAACCAGCACCCAACAGUUGGUGGUGGUUUAGUUGUGAUCAUCUAUUACUUCCACAGAAUUGAAAAGAAAAAGGGACUGGUUACACUGACAAGCUAAAACAUUUUCAGACAUCCUUUGUGACAACCUUGUGGAGGUGAAGAUGAAGUUCAGUUGAAUAUGCAGAACAACACUGAGUUGAGAUGUCACUGACCCAACCUGAAGGAGUCUGUUUCCAGGUGUAUUUCGAGUGAGAACAAUAUCCAGGACUGCUUCUGCUCUUUGCAAAGGAAAUAAAAGAACAACCUUUACCAAUGUAACAAGGCAAACCCAGCAUGGAGGAUGCAGAAGCGUGCGCUUUGCUGCUCACUGGCCAUUUAAUGGGAGAAUUCUGCUUGAGUUCCAGUGGAGCCAUUGCUUGCAUGACACUGCUGAAGGAUUUCAGAGGACAGGAGAAAAACCAACAGCAGCUACUCCCCUGGACACCAGCAGCAUCACAUUUACAAGCAGUCAGACCCAGGAAACUGGAUUUUUGUGAAGAGCAUGCUUCAAACCAUGCUGGAAAAGCUGGCAGCUGCUGCUGCUCUGCAGAGCAGUUCUAAAACCAUUUAUAAGUGGGAAAGAAAAAGUUGCAGGUUGACAUUAACUGUUCUGAAAUCAGUCA